AUGUCUGAUCGAGAAAGUGUCAGCUCAGUCUCAACUGAAACUGACCGCCACAAUACCCCUAGACCCCUCGACCCUUCCGAGAGGUCAGAGGACGUCUACGAGACGCAUAAUGUCCAUGAUGCACCCGAAGAUAUUAGGUAUGAAGGGGGCUCACCGGCGCCUCGUGUUCAUUUCAGAACUAAUGCCAUGUCCCUGCGUGGCCCCCCUCGAGAAUCGCCGCCAGAAGAACCCCGCGCAGAGUCGGAGACAGCGCAACGAGAAGACCGGCCGCAGCGGCCAACGAUGCCUUACACCCACGAGUCUGCGGACAUCGCCGAUCAACCUCGUCAAGUACGAUUCCAAUCACAAGACACCCGCUUGAUGGCCCAAGAUGAAAAGGGCCCUGAGGGCCCUGCGGGCCGGACAGAAGGAGAUGACCAGGAACAAAGAGCCCUGCCGGACCCAAGGUCCACCCAAUCUGUAGGAGAACGAUUACUCUCUGCAUCUUUCAAUUUACAGCGCAAAGCAUCACUACUAGCCACUCGCUUGGGCCGGCCGGAGUAUGGAGGUGAUGACCUCACCUCUGGUGUCUACCAUGGAGACUGGGCGACCGGCGAUGCGGUACCGGAGUCGGACAUGACAGACGACAAGCACAAAACAGACGAAGAGAAGCAGGCGAACAAGGCCAAUAGUAGCUCCGAGGCGCAUCGGCUAGUGCGUGAUCUGACGCAGGACCAGUCGUCGCAGCGGCGUAAGGUUCGAGGACGGCCGUACGGUCAAAGUGGGAAGGAAUUUGUGGGCGAAGAAAAUGAGUCGGCUUUGGAUUCCGGACUCCGGUAUCGCUCUGGUGGUGGUGGUAUUCUGUCGCAGUUGAUGAAAUUGAAUGGUGGAGGUCAAACCCAACAGGAUGGGAGUCAAUCGCGGACACCAAGUCAGUCAUCGUUUGAUUCACAGGCGAGUCCGGCUUCGGAUGCAUCCAACUCGGGUUCUGAUCCGACAGGGAAGAAGGGAAAGCCUGUCAAAUGGUACAAGAGACCUCCCAAUACUUCAACGUCAACUCUGAUUGGUGUUUCAGGGAACAUGAGCGGAGCAAGCACACCGGUCUCCAGUGAAGUGAUAUCUGCAGCAGAGAAAAGACAAGGAAAGCAGUCGAAUCGCAAUGUAAAACUCGAAGAUGAAAUUCGAGUGACGGUCCACAUUGCCGAGAUCAUCUGUCGACAGCGGUACAUCAUGCAGCUUUGCAAGGCACUGAUGACAUUUGGAGCUCCCACCCACCGGUUGGAAGAGUAUAUGCAGAUGACGGCGAAGGUGCUCGAAAUUGACAGUCAGUUCCUGUACCUUCCAGGCUGUAUGAUCAUGGCCUUCGAUGAUCCUUCGACGAGAACUACGGAUGUCAAGCUUGUCCGGGCGGCACAAGGUGUUGAUCUCGCUCGACUCUCCGACACGCAUCUCAUCUACAAGAAUGUGAUCCACGACGUCAUCGGCAUUGAAGAAGCAGUGCAGGAGUUGGAUGAAGUGAUGAAGAAGAAGCCACGCUUCCCCAAAUGGAUGGUUGUGUUAGUUUAUGGCUUGGCGACUGCAACAGUCGGUCCUUUCGCCUUCAAUGCCCGUCCGAUUGACAUGCCCAUAAUCUUUAUCAACGGUCUUUGCGUUGGGGCCAUGCAACAUCUGGCAGCGCCCCGCUCGGUAUUAUAUUCAAAUGUUUUUGAGGUGACAUCGACCGUGAUGACCUCCUUUCUGGCUCGUGCCUUUGGCAGCAUCCCACGGACUGUCAUCAACGGCAAAAGACAGUAUCUAUUCUGUUUUUCAGCCAUCGCCCAGUCCUCAAUUGCGCUGAUAUUGCCUGGAUUCCUUGUACUGUGCAGCAGCUUGGAACUUCAGUCUCACCAAAUCAUCGCCGGCUCAAUUCGAAUGGUCUACGCUAUCAUCUUCUCCCUCUUUCUCGGCUACGGUAUCACUGUCGGCACCACAAUCUACGGUUUGAUGGACAAUGGAGCCGUGUCAGACCUCCAGUGCCCUGCGCAGGGGGCCUUCAAGAACCCCUACCUCCAACGAUUCCCCUUCGUGGCCAUCAUGACCGUGUGGCUCUUAAUCAUCAACCAAGGAAAAUGGAAGCAGCUACCUCCCAUGACAUUCAUCGCUAUGAGCGGAUACAUCUCCAACUAUUUCAGCACGAAGCGCCUUGGCUCCAACUCCCAGGUAGCCAAUACCGUCGGCGCAUUCACUAUUGGCAUCUUGGGCAACAUGUACAGUCGCCUCUGGCACGGCCACGCCGCAACCGCUAUUCUACCCGGAAUUUUCAUCCUAGUGCCGUCCGGACUCGCUGCUACAGGCUCUCUGAUCUCGGGUGUCCAAUCCGCAGACCAGAUCCGCCAGAACGUAUCCUCGCACGGCCCCCCUAGCUCUUCGCCGGGAGCUGGGCUAUCCAGCACUUCGGUGUUUAGUCUGGGAUUCGGCAUGAUUCAGGUGGCGAUCGGUAUUACGAUUGGGCUUUUUAUUGCGGCGUUGGUGGUCUAUCCUUACGGGAAGCGUCGAAGUGGGCUCUUCAGCUUCUAA
Messenger RNA from Penicillium cinerascens, 2535 nucleotides. RefSeq names its product threonine/serine exporter family protein. The record is from RefSeq and is a predicted model, not a curated record. Bases 1 to 2535 code for a protein of 844 amino acids. Gene Ontology annotation, molecular function: transmembrane transporter activity. Lineage: Eukaryota; Fungi; Ascomycota; Eurotiomycetes; Eurotiales; Aspergillaceae. The transcript has a single exon. Gene Ontology annotation, biological process: transmembrane transport.